Saprolegnia diclina VS20 is the source of this 1664-nucleotide messenger RNA. RefSeq lists its product as hypothetical. Gene Ontology annotation, biological process: regulation of cyclin-dependent protein serine/threonine kinase activity. Gene Ontology annotation, cellular component: plasma membrane. NCBI's taxonomy places the organism in Eukaryota, Oomycota, Saprolegniomycetes, Saprolegniales, Saprolegniaceae. The transcript has a single exon. Bases 96 to 1556 code for a protein of 486 amino acids. Gene Ontology annotation, molecular function: protein kinase binding. The record is from RefSeq and is a predicted model, not a curated record.
GCCAAUGGCCUUGCGCCAUUCGGUGCUGCCUUUCUGGACCAAGCCCCUUCGCAGACCACUUAUUAAAUACAACAAGAGAAGCCGCGCGUCGAUCGAUGGGCGAGGGACCGACGACGACGACGAUGGCCGCCGACGUCGAGUGGAAGGUCGCGCAAUGCCCGCGCUCCGGCCGCUCGUACUACUACCACCCGGUUACGCGCGAGACGACGUGGAAGAAGCCGCCCUGCAUCGUCCGGCGCGAGAAGGAGGCGGCGUCCCACUUUUUCCGGACCAUGGAGAACAACAUCAAGAACAAGCUGCGCGCGGGCAUGCUCUCGCCCGAGCCCGUCGCGAGCCGUGACGACGUCGCGGCUGUCAUCGCGGCCGGGCCGCCGCGCCUCUUCCGCACGCUCUCGGCCAAGGAAGACACGAACGAUACGCCGCCCGUGCACAGCCGCAAGCCUGCCACGAAACUCGCGACGGGCCCGCCACGGCUCUUUCGAACGCUGUCGGCAAAAGAAGACCUGAACCAAGACGUGCCAGUCUAUGGCUCGCUCGCGUCCAAGCUGCCGCCGUCGCCGAUUCCAGAGAACCGCGAGCGCGGGACGCCGGUGCUGCACGAGCGGGCGUCGUUCACGGACGGCAGCGCGUACCGCGACGAGGCGUUUACCGCGGUGGUGCCGCCGCAGCCACUGCGCAUGCGCUCGAACAGCACCAACUCGAUCUACGUGCGCAUGGGCACGAUGAACAAGCCGGACGUCAAGAGCACGAUGCUCUGCGUCGCCCAUGUCAUUCGCGGCCACAUUCGCGAGGCCCAUGCGACGCCGCUGCCCGCGGACCCGCGCUUCCACGGGUUUCUCUCGAUGGAAGCGCUGCAGGCGUCGUCGCUCAAGAAGCUGCCGCUGCCGUCGAUCGACGACAUUGUGUCGUUCAUGCACCAAGUGCACACCAAGGCGCAAAUGGAGUCGGAGUGCAUCAUCAUGGGGCUCAUCUACGUCGAGCGCCUCUUGCAAGCGACGAUGGGCAAAGGGCUGCAGAUCCACGCCGGCAACUGGCACGCGAUCCUCUUCUCGUCCAUGGUCAUGGCCAGCAAGGUCUGGGACGACCUCAGUAUGUGCAAUGCCGACUUUUCCAAGAUCUGCCACGUCACGUUUCCACUCCGGCGCAUCAACACGCUGGAGCUACUGUACCUGGCGGCCGUCGAGUACAACGUCCGCGUCUCGGCCGCGUCGUACGCCAAGUACUACUUUCACCUGCGCACCAUCUACAAGUCGCUCGCGAUCGGGCAGCUCUCGGCCUUUGACUCGAACACGCCGUUGAACCUUGAAGGUGCGCGCAAGAUGCAAGUCAUCUCGGAAGACUACGAAGAGCGCAUCAAGCUCCUUCCGCCGCCACUGCGCCGUCGGUCGCGCACGAUUGCUAGCCCAAUGCCGUCCGACAAGAUGCUCGAGGACGAGUACCGGUACUCGGACCUCACGGCGCCGCCCGCGUCCAUUGAGCAGCUUGUUCACAUGGAGGUCAAGAGUGCUGGCGGCUCGUCGCCCAGCUACGGCUUUGGCAAGCGCCACUCCGAGUAGCCAUUUUCCAUUCCUUUUCUGUCUCUGUGCCGUCAGUUCGGCGUCCUGUUCCGUCCUGUGUGAAGAAUAGCCACCUUGUUUUGUCAAUAUAACCACUGACGUCCCGUA